AUGUCACCAGACGCCGACCUCGACCGUCGCCGACGGGCCAUUGAACACAUCAUCAGUGUCUGUGCUGGAUGGUCCCCAAGGAUCCUCUCCGGACCUGGAACUAUUGCGUGCAAAAAAGGUUCAGACAUCGAGGCAGCCAUCUGCUUCGACGUCAAGAGCGGGAACGGACCCGUCAGGUACGACUCCAUCUACGUCGUGGGGUGGCCGCAGGAUCCACGCCACAUCCACAUCGUACCCGGACAGGUCUGGUUCGACAUCACCAAGACGUGGCCCGCCGGGUGGGAAUGGACCCUCUGGCAGUGUGCCGUCGAGCUCGAAGACGUGCCCGCCGCGGUGGUAUCGCUCAUCGCAGCCUCCAAGUCCACGCAAGACGCGCUCUCCGACCUCUCCAGCUCGGCCGGCGUCGUGCGGCCUCGCAAAUGGUACAGGAAUCCCUCCAACAAUGUCGAAUUCGAUGGGUGGUGCGUGCCACCGCCGCUCGACAUCACGCGGCAGUUUACGCACAUCAACAAAGACACCACAAUCAGAAUCUCUGAGCGAUCCAUUCAGCGCCUAUGGGAUCACCUGGACAAAGAUGCAAGCCUCGAUCUCUACGACAACCCGUUCAAGCCGAUGAUUGCCGAUUUCGUGCUCACUUUCAAGGAUCCGCAGACCGAUGCGCAGCGACACGUUUUUGUGGAACACAAGGCAUCAUUCCGGGUCGGCAAGAAGAAGCCGCUGGAGCCGUUCCUGGAUGCCAAAUACAACUGGCACGUUCUCAUAAGCCAAGAGGUAAAUCGCCAGAACGAGCACGUGUACCGCCUCGUCUUCGCCGGAGGACAGGUUCCCCAGCGCUACCUCGAGGAGCCCCGCCACAUGCACGCGACCAUGAAGGACAGGUGGGGAACGGCCCAUCGAGACGAUCCAAACGACGAGAUGGUCGUGGAGAGGAUUGCCGAUGGCGAACCCGAUCAGCUGCAGCUGGGCUCCUUGGACAUGCCGAACCUUGCUGCCCGGGGUGACGACGACGACGACGAUCCCAGCGACGAGGAGGGCGAAGAGGAGCCAGGCUCGCAGGGUGCCAACAGGCAGUGGCGGGUCAGGAACGGCAGGGUCGAGAUAUACGCGCGCAACGUGUUCAACGACCAGUCCUGGUACAUGGGCCAAAACAUGAUGGUCCCUGCAUUCUCCGGCUGUUCCCACGGCACGUCGGUCUUGGUCGAGCAAGCGUGGACGGAGCAGGAGAGGGCCGCCUACGCGAUCAGCCGGACGCUGCCACGGCCCGCUCUGGACAGCAAGCAGAUACCCAUCACCUUCGGGCGCCGCUUGUACGAAACCCCCACCGGAGAACGCCAAUAUCUCAAGGCUUCGGUGCGCAAGUACGACGGCUGCUCCAAGAUUAGGACGCUCUACGUGCUCUACGACUCCGUGGGCAGCGUCGACUCGCUCGAGGAGAUGCAGCCGACGCUGCACUGCACGGGACCCGCCGGUGGCGGGCGCUGCAGCCAGUGCGACGAAGAGCACGAGCACGUGCAGCACGUGAGGGGUAGCACCUCGCACAGGUUCCCAGCUGGAUACGAGACGCACCGCGGCGUGGUGGACAGGGUUGGCAAGUUCCGCGGGACCUUUGGCCUAAAGGACGGAAGGCUGUGGCAGAGAUGCGCGGAGCUGUUCUCGGAGGAAGAGACCUACGAGGCCUACACCUUUGGGGAGCUUCUGCAGAGCACCUGGAAGCACGGCUUGCGGAGCCCAAAGGAUCUCCCACGGUCGAUCGCCGCCGUCGCCGCCGCCGCUGCACCGCCGAGGCGCUGGGCCCCGUGCAACGCGUGCUGGGCUGCGAGGCGACUCUGCGACACGUCUCGAGGAACCUGCUCCGGAUGCCGGAGCAGCAAGUCCGCGUGCGUCCGCAAACGAUGCGUCUUCUUUGCAGAUCCAGAGGCGUGCGCUGAUCCAAACUGCUCAGAGGUUCACAACACCGACGGGUACAAUCUCUUGACCGAAGCGCCACGCAAUCUUGACGGUGGAGAUAGGCAAAAGGACGCCCAGCGGGAUGAUGCCCUCAAAUGCCGCAUCCCCGUAUGCAACAACUGCUGGAGCAACGGCUGGCAUCUGCUCUGUUCCAAAGAACUCAUCUGCUACAUGUGCAAGCACCACAACAAAGAAGGCAGCUGCACUCGGACGAGGUGCUCCAACCCUUUGGGCUGUGACAGGCUGAAGUGUGCGUACGCCCACUCCGAUUUCCACGGGAGCUGCGAGGACCACGAAUUUCGCGAACCGACCGCGCCCGUGGCACCUGGAGACCUGGACGAAGAAGCCAGGGUCAAGAUUGCCAAGGAGAGAGGUCGGACGCUCAAGACCAUUGCGAACAAGGCCUCGCCUUACACGUCGUUCAAGCGGGUCAGGAAGACGGCGGACGGAGUGGUGCAGCGCCAGGGGCCUUUGAGGUCGCUGUUGUAA
Molecule: messenger RNA, 2436 nt
Organism: Didymosphaeria variabile
Lineage: Eukaryota; Fungi; Ascomycota; Dothideomycetes; Pleosporales; Didymosphaeriaceae
Exons: 3
Coding region: 1-2436 (811 amino acids)
Source: RefSeq, a predicted model, not a curated record